Messenger RNA from Lycium ferocissimum, 1893 nucleotides. Its product is annotated as CBL-interacting protein kinase 2-like. NCBI's taxonomy places the organism in Eukaryota, Viridiplantae, Streptophyta, Magnoliopsida, Solanales, Solanaceae. The coding region runs from base 391 to 1710 and encodes 439 amino acids. Gene Ontology annotation, molecular function: ATP binding; protein kinase activity. Gene Ontology annotation, biological process: protein phosphorylation; signal transduction. The transcript is spliced from 2 exons. The record is from RefSeq and is a predicted model, not a curated record.
CAUAUUUUCUCUCUUUCUUGUCUUCGGAUUUGUCCGAAGUUCUUCAUUUUCCAACAGUGCUUGUGACAUAUUUAUGAAAACAAAUUAAUUGGGAUGCAGCAGGAUGGGGUUGUACAACAGCGAUUACCUUAUGGAGGCUACUAAAUUUCCGUGUGAAGUGGCAUUAGUCUGCUUCAUCCUUAGUGAUCUCAAAUAUGCAGCUCGCAGCACACUUAACUUCUCGUGCCAGAUGCACAAUGACCCCACAACCCUUAAACAUCCCGUCAUGCUGAAGCACAGCCUUGUUGGAGCCGGUUGAGCUCUCUAACAAGGCCUCUCCUGCCUGUUAGAAACGAGUAUCAUAAAGCAGGAGAAAGUUAUUUAUAGUGGUUACUAGUAGUGUUGGUUCAAAUGGAGAAGAAAGGAAAUGUACUGAUGCAAAAAUAUGACUUGGGGAGAUUAUUAGGUCAAGGCAACUUUGCUAAGGUUUAUUAUGGAAGGAAUCUUGAAACGGGACGGAGUGUAGCCAUAAAGGUAAUUGACAAAGAGAAGGUUCUCAAGGCCGGACUGAUCGAACAAACGAAAAGAGAGAUAUCUGUUAUGGCACUGGUCGAACACCCGAAUGUUCUACAGCUAUACGAGGUCAUGGCAACUAAAUCUAAGAUUUACUUAGUCGUUGAACAUGCCAAAGGCGGUGAGCUUUUUCAAAAGUUGACAAAGGGGAAGCUCAAGGAAAAGUUAGCUAGGAAGUACUUUCAGCAAUUGAUUAGUGCUGUUGAGUGUUGCCACAGCCGAGGCGUUUAUCACCGUGAUCUGAAACCGGAAAACGUUCUUCUGGAUGACAAUGGAAAUCUUAAGGUAUCUGACUUUGGGUUGAGCGCGUUGGCCGAGUCUAAGAGGCAGGACGGCUUACUCCACACAACGUGUGGGACCCCAGCUUAUGUUGCACCUGAGGUGAUUAACAGAAAAGGAUAUGAUGGCGCCAAAGCUGACAUCUGGUCUUGCGGGGUGAUCUUAUUCGUUUUGUUGGCCGGUUAUCUUCCAUUCCAAGACUCAAAUCUUAUGGAGAUGUAUGGAAAGAUAAGGAAGGCUGAGUUCAAGUGCCCUAAUUGGUUCCCAUCAGAAGUGCGGAAAUUACUUUCUAGGAUCCUUGAUCCGAACCCUCAUACAAGGAUUUCGAUAGCCAAAAUAAAGGAAAACUCCUGGUUCAAGAAAAGGUUGGAUUCGAGAAACGCGGGAACCAAAUUAGAAGAAAAGGAAAAGAUUAACGUAGAUGCCAAUACGCUUGACAGUAUCUCUCUCUCUGAAUCAAAGCUAGAGUUGCCAAAACCUACAAAUUUAAAUGCAUUUGAUAUAAUCUCUCUUUCAAGUGGAUUCGACUUGUCUGGUUUAUUCGUAUCAAAGGAUCAGAAGGAAGACUUGCAAUUCAUUUCGGUGAAGUCUGCUUCUUCUAUCAUGUCCAAACUUGAGGAAGUUGGCAGGAAUCUAAAGCUGGAAGUAAUGAAGAAAGAAGCUGGGUUUAUGAGAUUAGAGGGAUCGGGUGAAGGUAGCUAUGGGACUCUGUCCAUUGAUGCUGAAAUAUUUGAAAUUACUCCGUCUUUCCACUUGGUUGAGCUGAAAAAGUCAAAUGGUGAUAAGGUGGAGUACCAAAAGAUGCUGACACAAGUUAUAAGACCUGCUCUGGAGGAAAUUGUUUGGGCUUGGCAAGGCGAGCAGCCUAAUAAUAGUUAGUAGAGACACUAAAAAGAGCUUCUGAUUUCCUGACAUUUACUCUAUAAGUUGAUCUCACAUUAGUAUCAGUAUUUAACAUACGACCUGUCUGUUUGGUUCUAGUCGUAAUUGUCAAUUUUACUAUGUAUCAGCCUGUUUUAGGCCACCCGUCUAAGCAUAAUAUAGACGACUUAUUUUAUUAAA